This is a messenger RNA of Lineus longissimus, 2066 nucleotides long. RefSeq names its product dynein regulatory complex subunit 2-like. Gene Ontology annotation, cellular component: axoneme; axonemal dynein complex. Lineage: Eukaryota; Metazoa; Nemertea; Pilidiophora; Heteronemertea; Lineidae. The transcript has 10 exons. The record is from RefSeq and is a predicted model, not a curated record. Bases 100 to 1620 code for a protein of 506 amino acids. Gene Ontology annotation, biological process: cilium-dependent cell motility; axonemal dynein complex assembly; regulation of cilium movement.
AUCUCUAAGGACAACAAACGAAAAGAAAAGAGAGAAUAUCUACAAAAACAGUGAAUUUUUUCAUCUUGUAUCCCUAGCUUGAAUUCGGAAAGAUCAAAGAUGGCACCAAAGGGAAAGAAGGGAAAGAAGAAAUCUGCCAAGCUUUCUCGGAUGACCGAGGAGGAAAGAAUACUGUACUUGGAACAGCAACGGCUGGCAGAGGAAGAACUGAAAAAGAAGAAAGAGGACAUGUUGACCCAGUUCUUGAAAGAUAAACUUGGGAAGGAAGAGAGAGCCACAAAGUUCAAUCAGAAUAAACUCAAUCACCAAUGGCGUAACAUAAUGAGGGAAGCAAAAUCCAAGGAACUGAAGAAAGACAUUGAGAUCUUGAGUCAGACCUUUGAGAGAGUUGUCGAUCGUAAAGAGAGCGUCAUCAAAUCUUUGGCCAAGGAUCUGAUGGAGGCAGAAGAACAGUACAGCAUGGCCCUCCGUAGUCAUCUCCAAAAUGUAGACAAUUUGAUAGAUCUUCAGAAGCAAAGAUUGCAGACUUUACAAAAGGAGUACGAUGAAGAGUUGGAGGUUCUAAAGAAGGAGUUUGAUACAGAGCGUGCCAUGAUGAUCGAAAACCAUAAUACAGAAGUCAACGACCUACAAGACAUCAUGUUUGCUAUGGAGCAGAACUUCAAUGAAAGAGAGAGCGAGGCAAAGUCAGAGUUCCAGAGUCUCAGGGAUGAAAUUAAAAAUAAGAAUCUUGAAGAGAAGCAUGCAUUGCGGGUCCAGCUUGAAUCGGCCGUUGAGAACCUUUGGCAGCAGUUCCAGGCGGCCUUGAAGAACUAUAAUGAAACUACGGAGGAGAGGAAGAACGCAUUUGAGUCACUGAAAUCCAAAGAUGAGAAAAGUGCUGAAGAGAUUGAAACUCAAAUGCGUAAACUACAGAGAAUUUCAGAUGGCAUUGCACAGCUGAAGUCUAAGAUGUCUGCCAAUGCCAAGGAAUGCGAUGAAAGAAACAAACAACUCAAAGAUGAACGAGAAAUGAUGGUGCACCACUUCCAGGAACUUAAGGGUCAGAUGAACAAAUUACGUGACGCUGAGAGGCAGCGUCUCACAAAGUUAACCUUGGAGAGCAAUGGUGCCAUCAAAGAACUCCGACGUAUAUCAGACAAAGGUGAGCGUGGCCUCAAACUUGCUGAAAUGUGUCGUAAGUUGGAAACAGAAGAGGAGAAAGUGCUGCCUUUCUAUGCCACAUCACUUACACAGGAGGAACAAGAGGAUGUUAGUGCUGCUGUCAAAGAGCCUCCAUCAGAACCACUUGCUGCUGUGAUGGAUGAGUACAGCACCCUUGAGAACUUCUGGAAGAGAUACAAUAAAGUACUACUGGAUAAAGUGGCCCUCGAUAAGGAAAAGGGGAUGUUAUUAGGAGAAAAUCAACAGUUACGAACCCUUCUCAAACAAUAUUUGGAUGGUAUCUCUGUCAAUGAUGAAAUAUUGAGUCAGGUUAACCCUCUAUUCGUUGUCAAUCAGAAGACAAAUGUCAAGAUGAAUGUGCCUGUUGCCGACCCACGGGUACGCCGACCAACCCAGACGGUGGUGGAGGCAGCCCAUGUUGUCAAGAACACCCUGGGAAGUUCAACUUUCAUGUAACUUAAUUUGUUUUUCAUUGUAUUAAACAUAUUAGUAUCUGGAACAUCACACUUUUCAGGUAAAAGUUCAUUUGAAAAUAUUAGAUCAUGGGCCUAGCUGUCUUGAGGGAGGUCAUAAUUUCAAAAUACUCCACUGUAAAUUGGGUCAGUCACAUUUAUAAACUUUAAGUCAAGAUAGGCCCUGUGGUUUAUGCAGUUUGUUCACAAAUUAGCGAGUCAAAGAAAUUCUGACUAUAUUUUGUCCCGAUAUUAAGUUUGCUUUCAACAGAUUCAUGUUAGGCUAAACUGAGAAGCCACCCAUAUAACUUUGUACAUUUGAAAAUAUCCGUCCUUAUGUUUAUAUGAAUGAAUGCGAUGUAUAUAAAACAGAGAAUUUGAAAUGUCAUCUAUUUAUGUGUAAAUAUCAUUGUAAAUAAAUAUCCUGAAGGACUGGUGUCGAGAAAAGAA